GAUCAUCGGCGGCAAAGGCAGUUUUUCGGGCGCCUCGCUGUUGUCGGCUGGACUCGAGCCUCGUCGAGGCAGCUUCAUCGGAAUACGCCGAUAAACUAGGCGAGAGCAGAGCCCGACAACUGGCCGACUAAGGCAGAAAGAGUAAGAGGAGCGCGGUAGGGUCGUCGCAAUGUCAUUCUCCCGUCGGCGCUUCGUACUCGGCGACUCGCUCGCGCCCUGAAUCCGGAUCUCAUCGUCGUCGUCGUCUUCAUAGCUGCUCAUCGAGAGCCCGAGGUCGCAAUAUGGGCAAGCCAGUACCAGUGGAGGAUCUGGUCAUACCGCCCCAGGAUGGCCGUAUAUGCGGGACCAUCUGCAUUUGUCAGAUGACGGCUGUCCUCUCCUCCGUGGCCCUGGUCUAUUUGACCGUGGCGAUUUAUAUGCCGAGCACCCGAGCGUUCCAGUCCGGUAUAAGCGAGGUACCGGCCAUGUGCACGACCAUACGGGCGACGAACGCCGACAACUGCGACUGGGGCAGCUGCGGCGAAUGGUGCCUCUCGAAAACCUCCGGGCCCUGCGUGCAAAUCCACGUGAACUUGCGCCGAAACGGCUCGUCGAUCCUCCUGGCCAACUGCACCAAUACCACCAACAAGACGUGUUAUGGCAUCGAUCAAGAGAACGCCAAGAAGUCCAAGUGCAUUGCCGACGAGUGCCGGAACCUCACGGGCACUUUCAAUUGCACCGCCGGUGUUUGCAUUAACAUCACGGACGCGUUCGAGUGCGUCUUCCACGACACGGAUCCACCGCUCAAGUGUUCAGGUAGGCGCGGGAAGAUCACGUGUAUCGACAUAGACGGGUUGUUCAAUUGCAAUCGUGGCACUUGUGCCAAGAUCCGCACCCCGUACAAUUGCGACCGACGUUGCGUCGACAUCCCAACCAGGAACAAAAAUGUCAUUUUGCUCAGUGGCGACAAGGUGUACCUAAGCUCGUGCGAGAGUGCUAUCGAUACGGAAAGUGAAAAGGAGAUCUGGAACGAAAGUAGGGGCGACGUGAUGAUGGCAUCGUGUUAUGGGAUCUACAACACGAGUCUCGGCGUCGAAGCCGUCGACUGCAUCAAUGGAUCCGUUCUCGAGAAGGACAUGCUCACCGACCUCACCAAUUUCACGUACCUCUCCUACCUCAAUAUAUUCGCCACGAAGCCGCUGGAUGACACGCGAAAGGUCACGCCCCCCGAGAUCGACCUCAUAAUCGCGAACGAGAGCCGCCUACUCAUUAAUCUCGAGGGUUGCGUCAACACCCUCCGCGACGAGUGCAAAUUUUUUUUGCUCGAGUACGGGAAGGACGGCUCAGACCACAACGCGCGAGCCCGAUUCCCGUGCUACUACGCGGAGGGUAAGACGAGCGUUGUCGUCUCACGAUUCAACCUCAAUUCAACGUACAAGGAGUUCCUCGUUGCCUUCCUACUGCCCAGCAUAUUGUUCGUCGUCAGCUGCUUGACGCUUAUACUCUGCCAGAGAACCGUGGUCGUCGGCGACGACGCCAAGAUGAGGUUUAAGGGUACGCCCGGAGCUGCCUUGGCCGCUCUUGCCCUCGAAAAAAGCGCUUCUGGCAACCUGGCCGAUGCCGGCGGAGGAGAUUCCGUCAUGGCGCUCUGAGAUCC
Molecule: messenger RNA, 1636 nt
Organism: Ceratosolen solmsi marchali
Lineage: Eukaryota; Metazoa; Arthropoda; Insecta; Hymenoptera; Agaonidae
Gene: Teh3
Product: tipE homolog 3 phospholipid transfer protein
Exons: 1
Coding region: 282-1631 (449 amino acids)
Biological process (GO): regulation of sodium ion transport
Cellular component (GO): plasma membrane
Molecular function (GO): sodium channel regulator activity
Source: RefSeq, a predicted model, not a curated record